ACCCUCGAGCAUUACAUACGCGGGUGGGGCUUUUUUAUUUUGUAUCCACACCCAGUGAAACUGUGCGUAAAGACGCACAAGACGCCGAACAACUGGUCGGACUAUAAGACUCUCUCGCUCUGUCGCUGCUUGUCUUUCUCUCAUACCCCGCUCCACACACCCUGAUAAUCGGUCAUGUUUCGCUGUGGGAUCGCCUACCCCCGCUGCAGGUGGAUCGUGCCCCUGCUGCUGCUCUUCGCCAUUAUUUUUGACAUUAUCGCCAUCGCCGCCAAGUCAGGAUGGGUCGAGGACGAGGACGCCAAGUCUCACUACGCCAAUAUGUGGCAGCAGUGCCGAGGCAGGAAUGACAACUGGGAAUGCAAGACGCUCAUGGACUUCAGCUGGGCCAAGGCAGUGGCUGCCCUGAUGAUCCUCGGCCUCCUCAUUCUUAUCGUCGCCUUCAUCAUCUCCUGCGUGGCUCUGUGCUGCACGCUCAACAUCACCCUGUUACCUUUCAUUGGGGUGCUCCUGAUUGUUGUUGUGAUCUUUCAGAUCAUCGCUCUAAUCAUCUACCCUGUCAAGUUCAACGAAGAGAUCUUCGAGGGUCACUAUUACUACACCUGGGCUUACGGCUUUGGCUGGGGCGCCACCAUCCUCAGCAUCGGCUGUGCUGUCCUCUUCUGCUGCCUGCCACGCUACGAGGAUGAACUUACUGGUCUGGCCAAGACCAAAUACAUCUAUUCCUCCGCUUAAAGACAAACUACACCCACCUAGGGCUGGGCGAUAUGGACAAAAUUUGAAUUUGAACAAUAUUUUUUACUAAAUACUUUAGUAUCAAUACUGCAACAAUAUCGUAAGGAUGAUAUUGAUGCUUUCACAAAAUACUUACACAAUGAGAUUUUUUAUAAAUAAUCAUCAUUAAUGUGGAUAUAAUGACUAAGUGCUUAAAGGCAAAUCAUAGACCAGCUAGAACAGUCUGAUAAGUUUAGAAAAUUUGAUCACUUUUUUGUAAUGCAGCCUUUAAAACCAGGAAAAUACAACACUUGCACCAUAUCAGGAUAUUACUCUAUCCAAAUUCGAAGACGAUAUCUAGUCUCAUAUCUUAUAUUGCCCAGCCCUACACCCACCCAAUUACAACCAUUUCCCAUUUUCACUCACUGAGACACACUGAACUGGAUCUGUGCUGGCCAUUGAACAUUUAUACACUACCAUUUCAUCCAAGAUCCAUGAUGGCUGUUAAAAUUUGGUCCAGCAUAGGAAAGAACCUCCUCUACCAUUCAAGAGUGAAGUUAGAAGUAAGGCGCAAUGAUUUCUGGAAGUGGACUGUGAUUGGAGAUCACAUCUGCUUUAACAUAGAGCCCUCUACUUUAGAUUAAGUCAUAAAAAAUGGUUAAUAUCCAUGGUGUUUUUUUCACAUUGUGCAUAUUCAUUAAUUCUCUCUGUACUUUUAUCUGUACUUCUCAAUGCAAGAUCACCUAAGUGCACUUAACCUAAAGGAUGUCGUUAUAUUUAAUCUUACUGUAGAUCUCAUAAAGCCUCUCUUGCUGUAAGAGCAGUCCAGACUAAAAUCUUUGCACAGGAUGCAAAAGGAAUCAUUUUUAUCAUAGUUUUAUUUGGUCCUGUGUGUGUUAUAAUUAGUUUUUCCACAAUUCUUCAAUAUGUGUCUUUUGCUCUGUGUUGCUGUGCAUAAUGUAAGAAGGGAGCAAAGGCUGGAUUCAGAAGCUGAAUGUAAUCUCUAUAAAUGGAAAUGAACAUGUAGUUUAAUGGUUGUGUUUGCACCUUUUUUAUGCAUUUUUUUGAUAACUCGUAUCUGCUGUUUGUCUCCAGAAUUUUGUAUUCUUAUUUACUUAUUACCAAAGGGGUAUAACUGUGGGAGUUUGCUGUGCUGUCUUUGUAUUUUUGCUGAACACUACUACUAAAACACUUUAAUAAGUAGACACAGCUGAGUGAUGUUUCAUAUGAUAUUGAGGAAGAAGACACAUUUGAAUUUCCAGAUGUGGCUGCAGCUGUUGUUUCUCUGUCACUCUAAACUAAAAGCUCAUUUUGAUGAAUUUCUGUUGCAGCAGUAUCAGGCAGAUUUAUGAAACAGUCCCAGUUUAAUAUGUAUUCCCUUCAUGAGAAGUGAGAACUGGCUAAAAUAGUAAAAACAACAAAUCUGCAACAAUAUACUACAGGAAAUCUACCCUCACUAGAAUAUUUAACUUUUUUUUUUAAACCAUCUGAACUCAUGUGAUAUGCCUUGUUUAAUUAUGAUGUUAAAUUUUGACAUUUUUGGUUCAAAGGGAACAGUAUAAUCUCAGAAGCUCAUUCUGUGCAUUCCAAGUGUCAAAGUUGGUACUUGUUAGAGAAAGCAUUCACUGGAAUAAUUGUUUCUUUUAGUGUGUUUUUUUACUCAUUACUUGUUGCUUAAAUGUCAAAAAAGAAGGAAAGGGGAAAUCUAUAUGUAUUCUUGGCAAUAUAAGUGACCAAAUCUGUCUCUAGUCUUUGUCACUGAUAUUGAAAAAGUCCUUCCUGAGUUUCUUGCUCCUUAGUCUAUCCAUCUGCUGCUUUGACGAUCCAAUGGGACCCUCGUGUACAAUCCUCUGACAUACUGUGUGUAACACUUGUGCCUUAGCUUCUUCAAUGUUGCGGUGUUGGCCCCAUCAAAACUGCUCAGUCUGGUUUUACUGACACACACUUAAUCAUCAGUCAUCAGCCAAAUUUCUGAUCGUAUUAGGAUUUGUGCUUUUUUUUUUAGAUGAAAGAGUUAUGUGGAAACAUCAGUUUGACCCCUGAAGGAAAUUAAAGAUUGAUGUUAGAUUACUAGUGAAAUAUAUUAGUCAGAGAACAGCAGGAUAACUCAAUGUUGUUGUUUCCUCAUGUGUCAAUAUCGAUUUCCAAACAGCAUAAUCGACUAAAGAACAACCUAAAACAAUAAUAGUUUUCAUAAUUUGGUGAUGUUUUAAUUGGGAAUCAGGGCAGAUUCAGGCAGAUUUAAACUCACAGAAACUGCCUGCAGCUGUCUUCGGGGUGAAAUGAUGAACAUGUUGUUACUGACAAGCAUGACGCUGUUUGUGACACUAAAUUUUUCAAUCAUUGUUAGUCACUCUAUGGGUAUUUACGGCUCUACAGAGAAUGUCUUAUUAAACACUCAUCCGGUUCUGGAUGUCACUUUGCUGUUUCUCUGCUGUAGUAUGAAUUGAUUAUUUUUGGUCGGUUGUGUAUUUUUAUGCAAUAAAGAGUUUCCUUGA
Molecule: messenger RNA, 3209 nt
Organism: Scomber japonicus (chub mackerel)
Lineage: Eukaryota; Metazoa; Chordata; Actinopteri; Scombriformes; Scombridae
Gene: perp
Product: p53 apoptosis effector related to pmp22
Exons: 3
Coding region: 175-732 (185 amino acids)
Biological process (GO): cell-cell adhesion
Cellular component (GO): cell-cell junction; membrane
Source: RefSeq, a predicted model, not a curated record